Molecule: messenger RNA, 288 nt
Organism: Sphenostylis stenocarpa
Lineage: Eukaryota; Viridiplantae; Streptophyta; Magnoliopsida; Fabales; Fabaceae
Source: the annotation of a GenBank genome assembly
AUGACAGGUGAUGGACUAGGGUUGGGUGCAUCAACUGGGGAUGGGGCAGAAGUGGUUGUAGGUGCAAUAUUGUUUGUAUGGGCAUGUAUAUUCUCAGCACCUACAGAUGAAGAAGGUAUAGGUGUAGGAGCUAUAGGUAUGGAAAAUGUGGGGAUCAUAAGCCUUCCACAAUGUUUCUCAACUGUAACCGAGGAGUGGGGUGGUGAUGCAGGCAUUGUAGUGUUUAGAGCACAGCAAGCCCAUGUGAGCCAUGGGGUUGUGGAGCGUGGUGGGGAUGUUGGGAUCUAA